This is a messenger RNA of Bipolaris victoriae FI3, 270 nucleotides long. RefSeq lists its product as hypothetical. The record is from RefSeq and is a predicted model, not a curated record. The transcript has a single exon. Lineage: Eukaryota; Fungi; Ascomycota; Dothideomycetes; Pleosporales; Pleosporaceae. Bases 1 to 270 code for a protein of 89 amino acids.
AUGAGCGUACCCGUCCCGCUCCUUCCAAGCGCCGCGACUCCCGAUUCCAAAGAUAUAAUGGUUGGAAACAUGCCGCUUUCACUCUUCAUUCCCAUCUGCAUCUUCGGACCAAUGCUCUGUGCGACGCUGGUCCAUCUCUACAUCAAAAAGAGCAGGCAGGUGGAUCAGGAGAUGGAUCGGCAGCGACAAGGCGGGGAUGUAGAAAUGCAGCUUCGGGGAUUCUUGAGGGCACCGGAGCAGAGGGGACGGGAGACUUUGAGGGAGGUUUAG